GUAGUCAUCUGUGUUUUGUUUCAUGUGUGUGAAUCAUAAACCGUAUGCGGCUAUUUAUUUGAUUUUCUCUGAAUAUUCUUUAAUUACUUACUCUAAUUUCUGUUUAACAAGAGCAAGAAGCCUUAAAGAUGGUUCGUGUUGUGACGCAAGAAACCUACGAUGAGAUAGUCAAAGAGAAUAUGGAAGAAUUUGAUAUGACUCCAGAAGAAGCUAUUAGAGAAGCUAUAGCUCAAUUUGAGGCACAGGGUGUAGAUCUGUCAAAUAUUAUAAAAGACGUGGCUCUGGCUGGAGGUGAUCAUCUAGUGUCCACUGCAGUGGAGAAACUACAGCAAAUAUGUCUUGAUGACAGUGAUGAUGCUAUCAUGAAGGAAUUAGACAUAAUGAAGUCAGAGUGUAGCAAAGACAUCGCCCAUAGAGUAAAAGCGGGUAAAGAUGGCGCUUACAAAGUGUUAAUAGAUCUGCUAGACACUAGACACAAGAGAUUAUUAAAAGAUGCUAAUAAAGACAAUGAGAAAGUGAUGUUACAAGUAUUGAACUGCUUAGUGGCUCUAAUGGACAUGCAGCCUGACCUGCUGGACGACCGAGGCAUUGAUCUGAUUAAGAGUAUACUGGACAAUAUGGAAAAUGAAGAUAUUUUAACGGCAACUCUAAAAUGGACAACUAAUUGCUGUGUCAAACAUGAGAUGAACAGACAAAAACUCUUUGCUAAGAAUAUAGGCGAAAGUCUCAAAGGUAUUAUUCUCAGUAGAAAGAACCCUAAGGUACUAAGUGAGUGUCUGCAAGUCAUACGAAAGUUUACUUUAGAUGACGACGUUAGAGUUGAAUUUGGUAAAACACACGAACAUUCCAGAGACUUUGGUAUAUUGUUAUUGGAACCCCUUACAAAUCUAUUGAAAGAGAACACAAAGCCUCCUCUAGUAUCAGAGUUGAUGCUGACAAUGGCCACAUUAUUGGUGCGAAAUGAGCUCUGUAAGAUGGUAGCGGACUGUGGAGUGGAUAUACUCUUCACUGUUCUAGCAGAUAAUUAUGACAAUGUCGCUGUUGCUACACAGGCUAAUAAGCUAAUAACUGCUCUGGCUGGCAACGAUGACGUGAAGAGGGAUCUCGUCAGAAGCGGAAUAGUUCCCGUCAUUAUAUCCAUUCUCACUAGACAUUCUAACAACGCAUCAGCGUCAGCCUACUGCCUCAAGUGCAUAGCGGCGUUGACUCUCCGCGAGCCGGCGCAUAGUCAGCUGUUCCUAGAGAACGGAGUCCCAGAGGCCAUCGUUGAGUGUAUGAAGCAACACCCGGAUAAUGCUACUGUACAGAAAAACGCAUGUUGGGCCAUCCGCAACAUGGUGGCGCGCUGCCGCACCCACAACGCGGUGUUCCACGAGCUGGGAAUACAGGCGUUGCUCAACUCAGCGUACGAUAAGUUCAGUGCGGACUUCGGGUUUGACAUCAAGUCGGCGCUGAGGGACCUGGACUGUGACGUCAAGUUGGACGAGCAGUGGACCGGGAAGGGCGUGCAGAUCCAACAAUAACUCGCUUUAUACAGAGAAAUAAAAAACAAAUUUCUAUAAUUAAAACACAUAAUAACGGGUUCUUGCCGCGUUUAAAUCAGCGAUAUGAGACUCCCGAUAUUUCGACACUGUUGAAAACACCAUGAUCGCAGGAUGACUGAUGAGAUUGGAGUGGAGUAGGUAGAUCCAAAUUUCUAUGAUACACGCCACACUAUAAACAUAUACACAAUCUUAUCGCGUGGGUUGUGAGGUGGAGUACCAAACUCGUCAACCCUGGGUUACACAAUAAAAAGAUAAAAUAAUGAAAAUAACUAAGAAAAAUAUUCAUGACGCGCGCGCUCGUCUAAAACUUUAAUAAAAUUAACGUCCUUGAAGUGUUGGAGAUACCAAUUUAGUGGUAACACUUACAUCAUC
This is a messenger RNA of Pectinophora gossypiella (pink bollworm), 1916 nucleotides long. RefSeq names its product armadillo repeat-containing protein 6 homolog. The record is from RefSeq and is a predicted model, not a curated record. Gene Ontology annotation, molecular function: protein binding. The coding region runs from base 129 to 1523 and encodes 464 amino acids. The transcript is spliced from 9 exons. NCBI's taxonomy places the organism in Eukaryota, Metazoa, Arthropoda, Insecta, Lepidoptera, Gelechiidae. Gene Ontology annotation, biological process: hematopoietic progenitor cell differentiation.